AUGAUGCUUUCAGAGGCGAACGAUUCUAUUCCCCGAAACCAGUUUCCGGCCAAUCUGAUCGUCCGACAUUUAACUGUAAAUGUGGAGAGAGAUACGGUUCGCGGAAGGCCCUUAUACAUCAUACCAUUCAAAAUCAUGAAGCUGACGUACCGUGCUUUGCAUGCAAUACCGUCCCUUUCGGAGCUAUCGGACCAUAUUAAAGCCAAACACGAGAAAGCUCUUAUUGUAUGUGUCUAUUGCAAGUCGGUUUUUGGCAAAGCCAAUGAUAUGACAGAAAACCAAUGGAAAAGGCUCAAGACACAUAUGUAUGGGGAACUAGUUUACGCAAAGCUUGCCGAAAUGCAGGAUUAA
This is a messenger RNA of Haemonchus placei, 351 nucleotides long. The record is from the annotation of a GenBank genome assembly. NCBI's taxonomy places the organism in Eukaryota, Metazoa, Nematoda, Chromadorea, Rhabditida, Trichostrongylidae.